AUGUCUGCCGAGAUUCUCCACCCAAACCUCGGUCCUCCACCCCCAGCCAAGCCCCAGCCCAAACCCAAACCCAAGAAACGAAUCCCCCUAAUCUCUAAAGCCGAGUACCAAGAGGGGGUCAAGCGUACCAAGGCCUUGAUCACAGAGCUUGGUCUCAAGGUGUCAGAGACUCACCGCACUACCAUCGUUGGUCAAAACCAAGACAGCCACCAAAUUGCCACCGUGAGAGCAAAGGCCCAAACGGUCGACAGAUAUGCAAAGGCCCUGAAGGACUUUCUUGAAUUUUGCUUCUUUAUGGAAGACUACGAGUCCGCCAUCAUUCUAAUGCGAGAUCACUGUCCCGAAAACCCCCCACCUGUAUCUGAUGAUACUGCCAUCCUCUUUCUACGGUACAAGGUACAACUUUUGGACGAGACGGUACUCCACCACAAGUCUCACGUACCAGUUGUCUCCCGUGGCAAACCACUGAAAGCUGUAGGGUCCUGGACUGCCGUAUCCACCAUUGGAAUCUUCAGAUCCGCUCUCAGCCAAAUCCACAAGGCCUACGACACCACCAGAGGUAGUUCCAGACAUAAAAAUGGUUCUUAUUUUCUGGCCUGCAAAGAAUGUCGCAAGCUGACUCUCGAACAGCGUCAAAACAACAAGUCCUGCGGAGCUCACAACGGGCAUUGUCAAGCUUUUGGGGAGGGAAACGUCAUCGAAAGUGAAACUUUUGGACAGCAUUUUUCCAUGAUUGAAAAAUACGCGCAACAGCACUACAUGUCCAAAAGUAGUGCUUCCUUCCUCCCAAGUCAACUGAGAACAAUUCGAGAUCACUGUGCUAAUGAUGGAUCCUUGGCCAAACUGAUGCAAUGGUGCGUCAUCAUCCUUGGCUGCCGUCUCUAUCUGCGAAUCGACGAGGUUCUCAGCUUGGAGACCGAGUCGUUUGUCCCCAAAUACUUUGUCAUCAAAGGGAAAACAGUGAUUUCCCUUUGUGUGAAGAUCAAGGGGAAAUGUGAUGGGCAAGAGAGACACUUUCAAGUGUACGACGACCCAAAAUACCCUGAGUUGUCCCCUGUUCGGCCACUGCUAUUAUACAUAGCGGCAACCAAAAGAACAGGUGGGUUCCUCUUCCCUAAGUCAACACAGAUGUUCGAUGCGAAUCCAACCGCUAAGUAUUACUAUGGAUCAUUCUUGACACAUAUAGAAUUCUUUGUCAAGUUGGUUGGCAUGGACCUCCAGUCAGGAAUGGACGGAGAACACCUAAUUGCAGGCACCCACAUGCUUCGCAAAACUGCAUUUCUUCUUGCCUACUGGGCCAUCAAAUUGGAACAACUACAAUCUGACAAAGAGUCCAUUCCCACGUCCAUACCAUCCCAUGAGGAGUCUGCCAUUUUCAAUGACGCAGCAAUGAAGAUAAGUGGGCAAUCUACCAAUGUAACUCUGCUUGCUGAUGGAAGGCACGGAAGCCUAUCAGUCCAGAUGACCUAUCUUGGCGACGCCGCAACAUUGUUUGGAUUGUUUCGCCAACUCAAUCGUCUCUCGACCAAUGAAAUGGUUGGUCCCUACUUUCCGAUUUUUAUCAAACAACUUGGAAAUCUUCUUCACAUAGCCAACAAUGGAAGUGGCACCUGUGGAUUCAACAAAAAAAGUCUGCCCGAGUUAGCAUCUUGGUUUGUGUUCGACCUUAUGCAAGUUGACAGCGAAACUGAUUUGGCUCGCAAUAUUCCAGAACUCUGCCGCAAGGCCAAGGCACUGAAUCACGUCGAAAAAGAAGUUUCAACUGAAAUUCUACUCAACAAACUCAAAAAACACUUACCACCCGAGCUGUUCACUCAGGCCAUGACUCGAAUGACAAGUCUGCCAACAAAAUCAGGUGACACUACAAUGACCGAUUCCGAUGUUACGACUAACACCAUUCCACCAGCAACCCUUCAGUCUUCACUACCAAACUAUCAGGAACUUUGCCGGAAAGCGAAGACAAACGAAGCCAAGCUUUCCAUAGUCAUACAAGCAUUCACCCGCAUGACUAAACCACCCCCCAAGAAGACACAUUUGAAAGCAAAUCGCUGGUACUACCACCAGAUCCGUACUUAUAGGUGCGUCCAAGGCUGCUUCAACGGAAACACCUGUGAGUUUCUGCAAAAGUGCAAAGAAAAAGGGAUUCAAAAUGUUACAGGCCGAAUCUUCAAAUGCCCCAAUAAAUGUGUCCACACCAAGUAA
This is a messenger RNA of Cylindrotheca closterium, 2202 nucleotides long. Lineage: Eukaryota; Bacillariophyta; Bacillariophyceae; Bacillariales; Bacillariaceae. The record is from the annotation of a GenBank genome assembly.